UUGUACGUAUUUCCUUUUCCGGUCUAUUCCACCAUCCGGCAGGAAUCAUGGCUUCCUUCGAGCAGAUGAGAGCAAAUGUGUGCAAAUUACUGCGAGGGAUCGACAGGUAUAAUCCUGAAAACCUCGCUACUCUAGAACGAUACGUAGAGACGCAAGCAAAGGAAAAUGCAUAUGAUCUGGAGGCCAAUCUAGCUGUGCUAAAACUCUAUCAGUUCAAUCCAGCUUUCUUCCAGACCAAUGUCACCGCUCAGAUCCUCCUGAAAGCUUUGACUAACCUCCCACACACAGACUUCACUCUCUGCAAGUGUAUGAUCGACCAGGCUCACCAAGAAGAACGGCCGAUCAGACAGAUUCUCUAUUUGGGGGACCUCCUGGAAACCUGUCAUUUUCAGUCAUUCUGGCAAGCUCUCGAUGAGAAUUUAGAUCUCUUGGACGGUAUUGCAGGUUUUGAGGAUUCGGUCAGAAAAUUUAUUUGCCAUGUAGUUGGAAUCACCUAUCAGCAUAUUGAGCGCUGGCUCCUGGCCGAGAUGCUUGGAGACCUGUCCGAGCCUCAGCUCAGAGUCUGGAUGAGCAAAUACGGAUGGGCAGAAGGGGAUAAUGGAAAGAUCUUUAUCUGUAAUCAGGAGGAGAACAUCAAACCCAAGAACAUCGUGGAGAAGAUUGAUUUUGACAGUGUUUCUGGAAUAAUGGCGACUUCGCAAUGACACUUUUCCUGAAGAAAUUGAGUUUAUUUUAUAUAUUGCCGGAAUGUCUGGUCUCUGUAAUAAAUGCUGUAAAGUGA
Molecule: messenger RNA, 781 nt
Organism: Pelobates fuscus (common spadefoot toad)
Lineage: Eukaryota; Metazoa; Chordata; Amphibia; Anura; Pelobatidae
Gene: EIF3K
Product: eukaryotic translation initiation factor 3 subunit K
Exons: 8
Coding region: 48-704 (218 amino acids)
Biological process (GO): regulation of translational initiation
Cellular component (GO): eukaryotic translation initiation factor 3 complex; cytoplasm
Molecular function (GO): translation initiation factor activity; ribosome binding
Source: RefSeq, a predicted model, not a curated record